Messenger RNA from Bombina bombina (fire-bellied toad), 1290 nucleotides. Its product is annotated as IgGFc-binding protein-like. The record is from RefSeq and is a predicted model, not a curated record. The coding region runs from base 1 to 1290 and encodes 429 amino acids. NCBI's taxonomy places the organism in Eukaryota, Metazoa, Chordata, Amphibia, Anura, Bombinatoridae. The transcript has a single exon.
AUGCUCUUCUGUAUAGGAUUGUGGCCAGGAAGUCCACUCGGAAGUGAGUUUAUCACAGCUUUCAUGCAGAAUCAUAAACCUGAAGAGGUUCCACAGUUGGAGCUCUUGGUGAUUGGAUCUUCUCCUUCCACUUCGGUUUCCAUCACCAUAAACAAGUCAGAUUUCAGGAAAGAUCUCAUUGUUGGUAAAGGGGAAGCAAUACCAGUUCCUAUUACUGCACCAGUGGAGAUGCAUGGGACGGGCAUGUUCUCAUCCUCAGUGAUCAUUAAAUCUCAAGCUGAUAUAACUGUGGUUUCUAGGAACUACAAAUACGCCAGUGCUGACACCGCUUUGCUGUAUCCAGUGUACCAACUAGGGGUUGAAUAUUACAUAAUUACUCCUCCUUGGAAGAUCGAAUCAGAAUACAAACAGUUCUCUGUAAUUACAUAUAAAACCCCAAACACUGUUGAUAUCUUUCUCAAAGGAUCUGUGAAUCUAAAUGGGGUGACACAUCCAGCAGGCAGCACUCUCACACUAACUCUAGAACCAUUUCAAGCAGUCCAAAUCCAAAGUACAGAUGACUUGUCCGGAACCAAAAUUAUUGCUAAGAAUCCUAUAGCUGUAUUGACUGGACAUACGUGCUCAGAGAAGAAUGGAGCUUGUGAUUAUGUUUAUGAACAGCUCCUACCUGUAACCAGCUGGGGGACUACAUUCUUUGUACCAAGCAUGUCCUUCCAGACAAAGUAUGAUAUAACAUUUGUGGUGGCUUCACAAGACACUUCUCUGGAAUACUAUUCUGGUAAAGAUAAAGGAAAUAAAGACUUAAAAGCUGGAGAAGUUACUCAAUUCGAAAUUAGGGAAAAUUCACCUUUAUCCGUAGUAGCCAGUAAUAGGAUUCAGAUGUUGCUCUACGGCACUGGAGGAAUAUACAAAGACAAAACAUUUGAUCCAUUCCUUACUAAUAUCCCAGACAUUGAUAAAUUUGGCAAUAUGUUUGCCAUUGUUGGCCAAGACAAAUUUGAUACUAAUCUGGCUAUCUUAUUAGCAAAGACCACAGAUCUUUCUGAGAUUACCUUUGAUGGAAAGGCUCCCCAAAAUAUACAGUGGAAGGUUUUCCCAGGAACAGACUAUUCAUGGGGAGAGUACAGCUAUGGAGGUGGAUUUAGCUCUCACAUUGUGGAGAAUGUUAAGUUCCCAUUUGGUCUUCUGAGUAUUGGAUUUUCAGAACGUAUUGGAUAUGGAUCUGUUGCACCAUGUAUCAGUGGUAUGUUUCUAUUUGAAUUCCUUGUUUUGCAACAAGGGUAUUGGUAG